Molecule: messenger RNA, 1389 nt
Organism: Darwinula stevensoni
Lineage: Eukaryota; Metazoa; Arthropoda; Ostracoda; Podocopida; Darwinulidae
Source: the annotation of a GenBank genome assembly
AUGGAGGGAUUUCUCUGGUUUCUCGCCGUCUGCGUUGCCGUGUCUGGGGAGGUGGAGGUCGGCGUGGAGGAUUACGCGCCUGGGGUGGAGAUGGGUGUGGAGGUUUUCGUCGUUGAGCCGUUGAAGGAGAGGCAGGAGGGGGAGGUGAUCAUCAGGAUCCUGCAGGAGUUCGACUUCCAGAAUAAUUCCCUGACCCUCGUCGCAGAGCCGGAAGAACCGUGGAGAUUGGAGGUCGUCGAGCCGAAGAGCAUCGCGGUGCACGGCGAGAACGUGACGCUGAAGCUUCUACCUCGUUGGCUGGGUCGCACAGGCAUUCGCAUCACGGUCACGGAUCGAAUGGGUUCCAUCGUGGUUGAAGACGACGUGAAGGUGACGAUUUUACGGCAGUUGAGGCUCGUCGAUCAACUCUUCUUGAUAUUUCUCACGUGUAUGGUCGUGGUGAAUAACGUGAAUAUGGGGUGCCAACUGGAUCUCAGUGUCAUCAAGGCGACACUGAAACGGCCGAUAGGACCAGCAGUAGGCUUCUUUUCUCAGUUCACCAUCAUGCCUCUGGUGUCAUAUUUUGCUGGCCUGUGGUUGUUGGAGGACAGCUUUUCUCGGUUGGGACUUUUCGUCCUCGGCUGUUCCCCCGGGGGGGCGAGUUCCAACUUUUUUACCCUUCUCCUUCACGGGGACGUGGAUCUGAGCAUCACCAUGACGACCGUCUCUACGAUCGCUGCUCUCGGAAUGAUGCCGCUGUGGCUGUGGAUGCUGGCAACAUCCUUGACUCCGGAAGGAGAGUACACGAUCCAAGUCCCCUACCGCCAGCUCAUCCUCUCGCUCCUCUUUCUCACCGUCCCUCUCGCCUGCGGAUUGCUCAUCAAGCUGAAGAGGCCCAAGUGGGCGGCCAUUUCCGACCGGAUCAUCCGUCCUCUCACGUUCAUCAACAUUGGAAUCUACAGCAACCUCUUCGUGUUCAAGCUAAUGACCUGGAAGAUGAUCCUGGCAGGAGCGAUUCUCGGGGUCGGCGGUUUCUCGUUGGGAGCGACAGCGGCGCGCAUCUUCCGUCUCAGCCCGCCCCAAAUCAAGGCGGUGUCCAUCGAGGUCGCCCUGCAGAACGGCGCCGUCGCAAUGGUCGUGCUCAAGCUAUCCCUGCCCAACCCGGAUGCGGAUGUGGGGAUGGUUCCCGCCGUAGCGCAGAUUCUCGUCACGGGGAUGCCCCUUCUCCUCCUCGUUCUCGUCGUGACGCUCUGGGAAUGGAAAAGGGGAAAUCUCUCGCCGACUUCUUCUGACCAGAUCAAGCAUCCUCCUGAUCCCGAUGACCCCAAGGAGGAUCCCCCAUCUGAGGAUGACCCUUUCUUUCACGAUGGGAAUCUCAAUGAAAGACGAGUGGAUGUGUCUGGUUUCUAA